AUGGUGACCUCAACAGCGGUCACUACUAAGGUGGCCUCCGGGUCCCCCUACCAACUCGAGAAGAGCCAGGUUUCCAAAGCUUCUUCUGCGCUUUUGCGACACAUCAAAUCGAAACAGGUUGAAAAGGAGAAGUCGGCAACCAAGAAGACUCUUAUUGGAGACAACGACGAGUCCGACGAUGAAACCCCACUCAACAACGAGGCUGUCUGGCUCGUGGUCACUACCAAGAAGCACGUUGUCGACAAGAACCGCCUGAAGCCCGGCAAGAUUACCGUCCCACACUCCCUGAAUGACUCUUCGAACCUUAGCGUCUGCCUCAUCACCGCCGACCCUCAGCGCUCGGUCAAGAACAUUGUUACCGAUCCUUCCUUCCCCGAACAUCUUACUUCCCGCAUUGACCGGGUUAUCGGCUACUCCAAGUUGAAGGCCAGAUAUCAAAGCUUUGAGAGUCGGCGACAACUCCUGUCCGAGCACGAUGUCUUUCUGGCGGAUGACCGGAUCAUUUUGCGCUUGGUCAAUACCCUUGGAAAAAUCUUCUACAAGUCUAGCAAGCGGCCUAUUCCUAUUUCGAUCGCCAAGGUUGAGAAAAAAGAUGGCAAGAGGGUGAAGAAGGAUCCAAAGCAGAAGUCGAAAGAAGAAGAUAGUGCUUUCGCUUCCCCCGCCAUUGUCGCUAAGGAGAUCGAGAAGGCACUUCACUCCGCUCCUGUCCAGCUGGCUCCCGCCACUACCGCCUCCAUCCGCAUUGGUUCAUCUAAGUUUACUCCAGAGCAGCUGUCUGAGAACGUUGAUGCUGUUGUUCAGGGUUUAACUGAUAAGUUCAUUACGAAGGGCUGGAGAAACAUCAAGGCCCUUCACAUCAAGGGCGCCACUACUAUGGCCAUGCCGAUCUGGCUAGCCAAUGAAUUGUGGGUUGAGGAAGGUGAUGUGGCUGAAGGCGCCGCUGAUGAUGAGGCGAAGGCGCUCGAAGGCGCCAAAAAUAAGAAGCGCAAGCAGAAUGCAGAGGAUGAGAAGUUGCUGGAGGGCAAUAAGAAGUCCAAGAAACCCAAGGCUGCUGAUGAGGACGAGGACGCCGCCGCCAGGAAAGAGAAGCUUCAGAAGCAGAAGGCCAAGGCCCUGGAGGAUGGCAACGUUGCCAAGACGACAGAAUCCGCUACGAAAGCUGGAAAGAAGAAGAGAAAGUCGACCUCAUAA
Messenger RNA from Aspergillus bombycis, 1191 nucleotides. RefSeq lists its product as uncharacterized. Lineage: Eukaryota; Fungi; Ascomycota; Eurotiomycetes; Eurotiales; Aspergillaceae. The record is from RefSeq and is a predicted model, not a curated record. The transcript has 2 exons. Bases 1 to 1191 code for a protein of 396 amino acids.